Molecule: messenger RNA, 3359 nt
Organism: Chrysemys picta bellii (western painted turtle)
Lineage: Eukaryota; Metazoa; Chordata; Testudines; Emydidae
Product: antigen WC1.1-like
Source: RefSeq, a predicted model, not a curated record
GCCAAGACGGAGAUCAUGGAAGACCGAAACUCCGGCUAUUCUGUCAUUACGGAGCCCACCGGCGAGGGUGAUCUGUUUCCUAUGUGGGACACCACGGGUGCUGAUGAGCUGAGGCUGGUGAAUGGAAGCAGGCCCUGUGCCGGGAGAGUGGAGGUUAAACACCAGGAUCAGUGGGGGACGGUGUGUGAUGACAACUGGGACAUGGAAGAUGCUGAGGUGGUUUGUAAGCAGAUGGGAUGUGGAUCUGCUGUCAGUGCCCAUGGCCGGGCUUAUUUUGGAGAAGGAUCUGGACCAACUUGGCUGAUUGUUGAUUGUGAUGGUGACGAGUCAGCUCUCUGGGACUGCAAACAUAGAGGAUGGGGUAAAAUCACCUGCCUUCAUUAUUAUGAUACUGGAGUGAUCUGCUCAGGAUAUGCUGGGUACAGGCUGGCAAACGGCAGCACAAGGUGUUCGGGGAGAGUGGAGCUUCGCCACGGAGGCGCCUGGGGAACCCUCUGUGACUCCCAGUGGGAUUUACAGGCUGCCCACACCGUCUGCCAGCAUUUUGACUGUGGAUUUGCUCUGUCGAUGCCAGCAGGGCAGCUCUUUGGCACAGGAGACGGGCCUGUCUGGAACGGCACAUUUGGCUGUGAGAGGAACGAUUCCCGCCUGAGGGACUGUCCUGUUACUGCACUGGGCACAACUGAGUGUCCACCUGGGAGUGAAGCCAGCGUGGUGUGUUCAGGGUGCCCGGGUGGCAGGUUAGUGAACGGCACCGAGUGCUCCGGGAGAGUGGAGAUCCGACAUGGAGACACAUGGGGAAGCCUCUGUGCCUCCCACUGGGAUUUGCAAGAUGCCAAUGUCCUCUGCCAUCAGCUGAACUGUGGAUACGCCGAGUCAAUCCAGGGAGGAGCCCAUUUCGGGGAAGGGAACGGAACCGUAUGGAGCGACGCUUUUCAUUGUGAAGGGACUGAAACUUGUCUGUGGGAUUGUUCUCACGUGGCCCUGGGCAACCCAACCUGCUCCCCCCGAGACACGGCCAGGGUCAUUUGCUCAGGUCGUUCUGAGGCGCUCAGACUGUUGUAUGGAGAGAGCCGAUGCAAUGGGACAGUCGAGAUUUCCCUCCAUGGUGUGUGGAGCAGAGUGCUGGAUGACCAGUGGGACAUGAACGAUGCCACCGUGGUCUGCAGACAGCUCCAGUGCGGAGUCGCUGAGAAAGCUUAUAAUCCCCCUAAGUCUGAGCGAGGAACGGGCCCCGUGGGGCUGAAAAGUGUCCGAUGUGCAGGAAAUGAGACUCGUCUGACUCUCUGUGACAACUCCGCAUCUGAGACAGCCCAGGCAGGAAUUGCUGAGGACGUCGGUGUCGUUUGCUCAGGAAGCAAGCGGAUCAGACUGGUGAAUGGGACAGGUCGCUGUGCCGGGAGAGUGGAGAUUUAUUACAAUGGCAGCUGGGGGACAGUCUGUGAUGAUUCCUGGGACUUACCAGACUCCAGUGUCAUCUGCAAACAACUGGGAUGUGGACAUGCCAUCAAUGCAACUGUCUCUGCUCAUUAUGGGCAAGGAUCCGGGCAGAUCUGGCUGGAUGAUGUGAACUGCUCUGGGAAGGAAUCCAAUCUUUGGGAGUGUCCUUCCAUGGGCUGGGGCCAGCACAACUGCAGACACAAAGAGGACGCGGGAGUUCUCUGCUCAGAGUUCACAGAUCUGAGGCUGGUGAGCGACAGUGACUGUGCUGGGCGGCUGGAGAUUUUCUACAAUGGGACGUGGGGCAGUGUUUGCUCCAAUGGGAUGUCUGGAGUCGCCGCAGCAAUUGUCUGCAAACAGCUGAACUGUGGGGAUGGAGGGCAGAUUGCAAGAGACUUUGCAUAUGGAGCAGGUUCUGGUCCCACGUGGCUGGACCAUGUUGCAUGCAAUGAGCAGCACAGGUCUCUUUGGCAGUGCCCAUCAGACAUGUGGAAACAGCAGUCCUGUGAUAACCGCGCAGAAGAGACCCAUAUUUCCUGCAGUGACCAGGAGAAGUUACGUGUCAUGGGAGGAGAGGACAGAUGCUCGGGGAGAGUGGAGGUUUGGUACCGUGGCUCCUGGGGAACAGUUUGUGAUGACUCCUGGGACAUGGCGGAUGCUAACGUUGUGUGUAAACAACUGGGCUGUGGAUCUGCUCUAUCUGCCCCUGGUGAGGCUGCAUUCGGUGAGGGGACUGGUCCCAUCUGGGUGGAGAAGGUGAACUGCAGAGGGACAGAGUCAUCUCUCUGGGACUGUCCUGCCAAGCCCUGGGGUGAAAGUAACUGUGGCCAUAAGGAAGAUGUUGCAGUGAAUUGCUUAGGUGUGACAGAGAUGACAUCAUCACUGAGUAGAACAGGUAAAACAUCCCCUGCUCCCAUCAAGAUCCUCUGGUGCUGGAUCACAGAGGAUGAGAUGCAAGCUGUGCCUCAGAAUAAUCUCUUCCUGUCACAUGUUCAUUUCCAUCCAGCUCCCCCACGCCGCCCUCUGACUGACAGUGGGAGAGUCACGGUGCCUGUGGUCAUCUGCAUUAUCCUCGGGGCCCUGCUCUGCCUGGUCUUAAUCAUCCUGGGUGCACAGGUACAAAGUGCCAGGGCACAGCGCAGAGGCUCCAGAAGAUCCUUGGACCCUUUCUCUGAGGCCGUGUACGAGGAGAUCGAUUAUAACCUGAUGAGAAAGAAGCAGGAAAUGUUUGAUCGCUCAGAUGAUUCAGUGACGAAGCUGCAGUAUUACACUGGGGACAGCGAGGGGGAAAAUGAUCCUGGAUCAGAACAAGAGGGAGCUUCCCCAGGGGGGUCUCGGUGGGAUUACGAUAAUGUGGAGGAGCCUGCCUUGAGCAACGUUCCCCAGACUCCAGACAGUCGAGAGGUCCCUGCCCUGCCUGGAGAUGACCCAGAGAACGGUUAUGAUGAUGCCAGAGAAAUUUCGGACCUUGAAGAUGACCCUGGUUCUGGACCUAGUGCCCAGGAAGUCACUGGGGCCCAUGGGGAAAGCGUCAGGAACAGGGAUUCAGAGACAGAAUGGCGUCUGCACUCACUAAGAAGUGAAGGGGCCUCUGGGGCUGAGAGUGACGUCCUGUCCCCACCUCCUCGUGACCCGGGUUCUGAUGACAUUGGUGAUGGCAUCUCUGGGACAUCAAUAUAAGAAUGACUGAGUUCAGAUCAAAAAUCCUGUGAGGAUGUAGUUGCUGUAUGGUUAGACUCUUCCUGUCCCAAAUGCUCAUUGACCCAUGGGGGCAUCGGAGAAAAUCCCUGCCUGGGAAUUACUUCAAUCAGCUUUUUUAUUUCAGUUUUGUUUAAAUGCAAGAAAUAAGUGUGACUGAGACAGGGGCUGUGAUUUCCCCUCUAAUUUCACAUUGAUCAGAACUUCCCUGCUUUUUUGUU